Messenger RNA from Trichoplax adhaerens, 3195 nucleotides. RefSeq lists its product as uncharacterized. Gene Ontology annotation, cellular component: trans-Golgi network; endosome. Bases 1 to 3195 code for a protein of 1064 amino acids. Lineage: Eukaryota; Metazoa; Placozoa; Uniplacotomia; Trichoplacea; Trichoplacidae. Gene Ontology annotation, biological process: Golgi to endosome transport. The transcript has 14 exons. The record is from RefSeq and is a predicted model, not a curated record.
AUGGAUACUGCCCGCAGAGGAACUCCUGUUAGGAGAAUAAAUUCUGUAGUAGCAUCAUUGCCUGAAACACCUAUUCGAGCAUAUUCAUCUACGAACAAUUUACCAGCUUUACAGCCGCUGAACGAAAUUCGGCCUGAAGGCUUAAGUCGAAGGCACUCUUUCGUAGUUGGCACUCAAAAUCAAAACUCUAAUAAACGAAGUGAAAGCAUUAAUUUACAUUUUCAUCGGUUGCUAUAUAUGAAUUUAUAUGAUUGCGAAAGAGUGUUAUUUAUGCUUCGGAAAAUUAUUAGUAUAAUAAAAUUACGACCUCGACUAUUCAUCUGUACUAUGGCGACAACAGCUGUUGGUUCUGGCCAUACACCUCAAUGGGAACUUGUUCAGCAGUUGCUAUGGAAACAUCGUCAAAGUCUUGUCGGAAAGGGUUUUGGGAAUCUUACGACAACGGCUAUACCUGCUAAUGUGGCUAGUGCAACGGGUCGAAUGCAAUAUCUUGAGGUAUUAGUAUCCAUUACUCUAUACUACAUCAGAAGUUAUUUCCCUAAACACCUUUCUGAAGAAUCUCAGGAAAGUAUGCAAGCUAACGAGAGAGUUAGAAUGACGGCAAUGGAAUUACUAAGUCUUGUCGUUAGUGAAUUAGGUCAGGUAAUAGAAUCCACUGGAGGCUCAGGAUUUAUUAAUUACCUUAAAGAUAUGUUGAAUCGAUGUCGAAUGCAGAAAGCUGUUUUGUGUUGUUUGCUGGCAAGUAUGGAAGUUGAAUCAUCUAAUAAUAACAUCUACUGUUCAUCUGAAGAUAAUCUUGCCUUUCAGAGUCAGCUGCUAUCGCUAUUACAUCAUUUAAUCACACUUGAAUCACGUUUUGCUAAUACUACACAACCAAAAACUUGUACAAUCUCUUUCAAAAUGAUCCACGCCAUCUUAAUAGGUAAUAAAGAAGAAAUAUGUAGCCUAACUUCCCCUAGAUAUUUACAUUAUAUUCAUGGUAGUGGAAUAUCAGCACAACCGAUGUUCUUAGCAUCAUUAUUGUUGGCGUUACAAUCGCAGUCAUUUCUUACGUUACACUGCCAAUGGAUCCAGUUGAUUACUGGCUGUCUUCCAAAUUUGGGAUCGGCUCUAGGCACAGUUGCUUCUGCUACCGUUAACCAAAUUUGUGAUACUUUAGAGGCUCUCUUUGAUUGUGGAGAUGAUGAGGUAAUGAUACCACUUCAUGCAGUUACUGGAUUACCACCCGAUUACUGCAUCAUUUUACUAGAGGGUUUAACUACCAUUUGCCAUUACUGUUUGCUAGAUAGUGUAUACAGUCACUCCAAUUCCUUGCUUUCUAUGCUUCCUUGGGGUAUGAUUAUUCCAACACGGGAGGGGAUGGCUGUUGUCAUUUCUCGAGUUAUGAUUACAUUUGCGUUGAUUUCUAACCAAUUAGAUGAUGACGCUAUACCUGCUGAUGGCGGUGAUAUCUCUCGAAAACUGUUACGCCAAUAUGUCUCGCAGCUAACGACACCUAUUGCUAUGAAUCACUGUUUUGUUUUAAUCUCAGCUAUUGGAUAUGCAUGGCAUAUGUUAUCAAAGCCUCUUAUUAUUGAUGAGUCUAAUGUUUUGGAACAAAUAUUACCUGAAGCAAGUAAAGAACAGCUUGUACUCAUUGAUGUCAUCAUUAGCAUAAAAGCACUAUCGAUCGAGACUGUAAUUGAGAAUGUCAAGUCAAUAGUUAAAAGUGUACUAUCUAACAAGAAACAACUUGCUAGUUCUGGUACAAGUCUAGAAGUUGAUAUUUUAUCAUUCUUUUAUCAUUUAUCUCAAAGACUACCUAUCGCUAGCAUCCAAGGCUGCUGGCAAAGCGUAUGCAAUACCAUAAAAGAGUGCGUUCAGCUGUCGAUAUCUAAUCAUGGACAAUUUAUACUAUUAGCGAUAUUAUAUACUCAUGUUCAAAAAGUUCCAGUUGUUGAUGAUCGUAAAGUACUACAAGAACGUCAAGACAUACUGCAAAAAUUAAUACAGGCUUGCAGCAUUAUUGUAGGAUCAGCAUUACAGCAAAGCACUUGGCUUCGAAGAAAUCUAGUUGUCAUGGCGCCUUCCACGUCUAGUACAUCAGGCUCCAGAUUAUCUCGCUCAUCUGAAAGUGAAAGCAGUAGUAAGUUUUCAAAUCCUAACGAAGUAACCGUUCAGCAAAAUGUUCAAGCAUUAACAAUUCUAGCUGAGCUUUUGGCUCCUUUAAUUGAUAUUAUAUUCAGCAGCCUUGAGAAGGACCGCGUUAGCAGCAUCCUGUCGUCAUUAAUGAAUAAUGUGACUCCAUAUCUUAAGAAUCAUUGUGCAUACAACGCUUCAAGCUAUACUGCAAGUGUAAAAUUACUAGCGACGCUAACAAACUAUCAGUAUACUCGUCGAGCGUGGCAGAAGGAUGUUUACGAUUUAUUUUUAGAUCCUAAUUUUUUUAGGAUGGGAUCAUCAUCAAUUUCAGGAUGGCGCACCAUAAUAGACAAUUUAAUGGCCAACGAUAAUACCGCUUUUAGGGAUAUGUUAAAUCGAAUUAAUUUAUCUUCUACCGCAUCAUUAAAUCUAUUUACCAGUCGUGACCAGGAAAGUGAAGGCUGUGCUCAAAAUUUAAAGCGUUUAUCGUACGUACUAUUUAGUGGUGAAAUAGAUCAAUAUCAGGGAUUUCUGCCAGAUAUUCAAGAACGUUUAGCUGACGGUUUACGUCUCCCGCUAACUCCGGUAGUUCAUGAGCAAAUAUUCUUUUGCUUUCGAAUUUUACUAAUGAGAAUGUCCCCGCAUCACCUUACAUCCUUAUGGCCCACUAUUAUUACUGAAUUGGUACAAGUCCUACAGAUUAUUGAAAAGGCGUUAACUAUUCGAGAUCCAGCAUCUGUCAAAUAUCACGUUCAUUCAAUUUGUGUCUUUCUACUAACACUUAGGUUGCCCAAUGGUAUUAUGCUGAAUGAUUCUGCUUGGUUACCACUUUAUCUUUCAGCUUGUAAACUAUUAGAUCUUGCAUUGGCAUUACCAUCUGAUAAAUUGCCUCAAUUUCAAACUUAUCGAUGGGCCUUUGUUACCGAAGAAGAUUACCUAACACUUGCGAGAGAAAAUUCCGGAAAAGUAUCCAGUUUUCCGUUGUUUACACCAUGUCUUGAGGUUAUGGCUGGAUUAUUAGAUGAGGUAAGCUUUUAUAUCACAGCAUUUAUAGCUUCUUCACGCUUUGAAUGA